Rubroshorea leprosula is the source of this 2193-nucleotide messenger RNA. The record is from the annotation of a GenBank genome assembly. NCBI's taxonomy places the organism in Eukaryota, Viridiplantae, Streptophyta, Magnoliopsida, Malvales, Dipterocarpaceae.
AAAAAACCCAAACUUUCAUUCUGAACUCUCAACCUUUCUCUCUCCAGGUACAAAUCUCCGAAAUUGCAAGUUUGUGAAGCACUUGGCUUUCUUGUUUGGUCGAUCGGAAAAAUCGAUCAAAACGAAGGAAACGAGAAGAAAAUUUUCUUACCGAGUCCACUUGGUUUGGCUAUAACAGCUCAAAUUUUCAAAAACAUCUCUUCAAAUCAAUAAAUUUUUCGUGAUUUCUUUCCUUUUAUACAGUGCAGACAGAUGAUGACGACAUCGUUCUCAUUUUCUUUCCUUUUCUUCGAUUUUCUGAUCUACCAAACACAGUAACGCAGCAAAUCGGUAAUGGAGAUGUCCUCUCAGAAAACGGUCGAAUCGAUUAACAGAACGGUUGAUACAGUUAGUGCGGCUCCAGGAUUCGCUCUAAAAGGAGGUGGAGAGAGUGAGGAUAUGGUUACAGUUACAGAUGCUGAACGAUCUCUUUUCCAGGGAAAAAAGCUGGUUAAACAGCUUGUCUUCACGGAGUUCGGCUUGUAUCCGGUCACCACCCCGCCGUUGUCUGUGAAGAGCGAGAUUUUACCGUUCAAGAUGAAUCCUAAGCUUAUUUUACCGCCACCUUCGCUCACCGCGUCAAAGUCAGAAUCACUAGUAACUCUGCCACAAGACAGUAUCAAAGCAAAAAGUGGUUCUAAACAAUGCCGGUGCAAACGAUCAAAAUGCUUGCAGCUGUACUGUGAAUGCUUUGCUAUUGGGGCAUAUUGUAACGGGUGCAAUUGCUCUCAUUGUCACAACAAUGUUGCCUGUGAGGAAUUACGGAAAGCAGCUGCAGAAAUCAUCCUAGAGCGUAAUCCACUUGCGUUCAGGCCAAAGAUUGCAAGCAGUCCUUGUAGUCCACAGGAUAAUGGGGAUGAUGCAGGGGACACGCCUUGGGUGGGAAGACACAACAGAGGAUGCAACUGCAAGAGAAGUGAGUGCCUAAAGAAGUAUUGCGAGUGCUUCCGAGCUAAUGUCUUCUGCUAUGAGAACUGCAAAUGCACGGAUUGCAAGAAUUAUGAAGGGUACAAGGAGAUGAUUUUUCCUGCCAUGUGUAAGAGUAAAAAACUCUAUGAAAAUGCGCAAGGAUGUGAAGAGAGUUUUGCCAUUUCUAAAAGAGACAACGGUAAUGUCAAAAUCUGCAAGAAUUUUGAAGGAUGUCGAGGAAGCAUGAAUGUUUCUGGUGAAUCUGGUCAACAUAGUAGUGAUACAAAACUUUACGUCCGACUGGUCAACACUGUAAUAUCUGAUGCCAUGAGACUAUCAGGUCACGGCCUCUCCCAGGAAUCAAGAAAGAGAAAAAUUCAGGAAUACCUUUCCAUUGAGAAAGACACUAAUCAGAUGUUAGCUGAUUAUCAACAGGUGAAUCCUCUUGGAGUAUCGCAUCCCCUAUCUGGCUCUGCUGUUGAUCCUGUUUCUCUGAACAACGGUUCUGCAGCAUCAGGCUCUUUUUCACAUGCAUACAGGUCCUUGCUGCCAAGUCCACGUCUAAUUCAUCCAGAUGACUCAAGAGAGCUUUGCUCAGGUUUGUUGCUCUUGGCAGAAGCUGCAAAUGUCCUUGCAGACAAAGUUGGCAAAUUAGACAUGCAAGAAGCAGGAGAAAACCAGGAAGCAAAUGUUAUUGAAGCACAGAACAAGAAGAACAACCAUAACAAUUACAAUUUGACUAAGCAUAGACCUGCUGGUGCUAAUGGAGAAGGAAUGAGACUGCCUUCUGGAACACUUACAUUAAUCUGUAAUGACAGAGGUACAGUGUUCAUGGAAGCUACUUCGGAAGGUGAGAUUCUAAGGCAUGGCUGGGAUAGUGCCUUUGCAGAGCUGGAGGGACGUGUGUUGGCUAGUUUCAAGGACUGUCUUGAGAAACUCAUAACAUUUACAAACAAGAAGGCUAGAGCUGUGAUGGGUGGACAAUUUCUUCAAGGCAGCAAUCCUACCAUUGGAGUCUGAACAGAAAUGUGCAUUAGAAGAAGAAAACAUGCAAUUAUAUCCUAAACUCAUGGUCUGGAAUAUGCUAUAAGAUCUGCAAGGAAGAAAUCUUCACAUUCAAUCAAGGUAAGCUGUAAAAGGUUGCACACAUGUUGAACAGGCAAAUAACUGCAUAGAAAGUUUAAUUUCAUAUGCAUACGCCUUGCCUCAUUUUCCAGUUAACAUAAAGAAAAUGUCAGAACAGUU